AUGGAGGGCUUACAUCUCCUGGCAGAUGUUGCCAUUGCUGAUUAUCAAUUACACAUGAUCACGCAUAGAAAUCAAGAUUUUGAUGAUCGCAAUGAUGAUGAUGGUUCUACUAAGAAGAAGAAGAAGCGGGAUACCGAAUUUCCAGAUGUACUGGUUUCUGAAUUAUCAGCAAAGGGAAGAAAUUGUUUCCCACUUGAUCAAGUAGCCUACAAAUUUAACGAUUUGAAUCUUUUGCCUGAUGCGACUGCCGCUUCUUCUUCUCUUCUUGAUGAUUGGGACUACAACACAACUUACAAUGCUAAGAAGAACAAGAACCCGAUGAAGCCCAGACCCAAAUCCUCUGUUGAAUCUACUUCUUGGUCUUUACAGGUUAGCAACUCUAACCUGAAGCUUUAUUUCAAGAAAAACAACGACACCCUUGUUCCUUCUACUCAAACAUCAUCAAAUCCCUCUUUCUCCUGCCACGCCAUUGAUCUGUUAGAACAAGUUGCUUUUGCCUACAAAACCUCUAAUUUGUGGGCAUUAUGUGACAACACCAUACCCACCAAAAGGAGAUCAACUUGCAGCAGGAGACCGAACAUGAGUGCCAAAUAUGUUCCGACAACACCCAUUGCAGGUACUAAACGAGGUUUUGUUGAAAAAGAAGCAGAAGAAUGCCAAAGCCAAAAUUCUUCCAACAAGAGAAGGAGGGUGACCCAAUCACUGCCAAUAAAAUUAAGCAACUAUUUGGCAACAAAGAAUGGAGUCAGUGACGCAAAGUUGGUCAUAAUCAAGCAACUGUAUGACACCGAUUUGAACCCCCAACAUUGUCGCUUAUCAAUCCCUGUCAAUCAAGUUAUUGACAGGGACUUUCUGACGCCAGAAGACAGGGGAAGACUAGAUAAUCGUGAAGCCAUUGACGUUACACUCAUCCAGCCAUGCUUUGAAGAGAAGCCAAUGCAUUUGAAGAAAUGGAUGAUGAACGGGACUGGGAUUUACGUCUUGAAUAAAGGCUGGAAUUCUGUGAUCAGAAACAGGAAGAAUGGUCUCCGUCUAAAUUCCAAGGUAGAGAUUUGGUCCUUCACCUCCAAUGGGGACCUCUACUUUGCACUUUCUGCUAGAGAUGAUGAUAUUCGUACUGCUAUCUGUGCUGACAGUGGAAGGAGUGGCAAGUCCGGAGAUUUGGAGCCAACUUGUGAUGAUGAUGAUGAGAGUACUAUUACCAUUCAGGAGGAUGUUUAA
This is a messenger RNA of Dovyalis caffra, 1221 nucleotides long. Lineage: Eukaryota; Viridiplantae; Streptophyta; Magnoliopsida; Malpighiales; Salicaceae. The record is from the annotation of a GenBank genome assembly.